UGGAAAAAAGGACAGGAAAUGCCACCGUGCUAAAUUUUCCGUAACAAAACUUAGAUAUUAUGUUAUGAUAACUAGAUAUGUUAAAUACCCGGUUACAAUUUUUCCUACAGAUUUAGUUUAAUGCGUCUUUUAAAUAACUAUUCUAAUUAUUCCAAUACAGAAUUAGAGUCAUCUUCUCUAUCCACACGAGAGACGACCGCACGUACAAUGUUUUCGUCCAGGAUCAGUACAACAGCACUUGUUACUGCCACGAACAGGGCGACGAUAACUUCCGCUAAAGCAAGCAYCACAUCGCAAGARAGAAGCUUCACAUCCUCUGUAAAAGURCCUGACACAUUGCCAUCCGUAAUUACAGAUAUUCUUACAACUGCUAAGGAUGACACAACUACUACUGUCCAGCCAACAACUGAGCAACCAAAAUUAAGAUUAACGUCAUCUUCAGAAUCCACAAGUAAGACAUCCACACACCGAGUGUUUUCGUCCAGGGCCAGUACAGCAACACUUGCUACUACCACAAACAGAUUGUCUAUAACAUCUGCUUUGGCAAGCGGCACUUCGAAAGAAAUAAGCUCCACCUCCUCACUUAAAGAGUCUGCCACAUUGUCAUUGUCAGUAGCAACAGAUAUUCCUGCAACUGACAAGCAAGCGACAACUAGCACUGUCCAACCAACAACUAAACAACCAGAAAAAAGUAAACAUACAUUAGUUGCUUUGCUAUCUAUUUGCAUACACCAAUGUGUAUGCCUUCCACCCACCCAGUUAGCCAUCCUGUAAUGUGAUCAAUCUAAUUAAUCCAUCAUCAAGC
Messenger RNA from Orbicella faveolata, 805 nucleotides. Its product is annotated as cell wall protein DAN4-like. The record is from RefSeq and is a predicted model, not a curated record. NCBI's taxonomy places the organism in Eukaryota, Metazoa, Cnidaria, Anthozoa, Scleractinia, Merulinidae.